Ostertagia ostertagi is the source of this 873-nucleotide messenger RNA. The record is from the annotation of a GenBank genome assembly. Lineage: Eukaryota; Metazoa; Nematoda; Chromadorea; Rhabditida; Trichostrongylidae.
AUGGACGCUUUAAAAUUGCUGAUGAACCUGCAACAACGAAUUGAUAAGACCAUCUCAGCCAUUGAUGCCAUCGCAGAUUUCCUGCCCGGCGUUAUUAUCAUUCACAAUAUCCCGGAUGGUUCUGCACUCAAAGCCGGUUACCACAGCAAGUACUUCAAUCCCAACGAAUCCGCAGAAUAUGUGCCCGGCAUGCUGGCAUUGCUGGAACGCAAUGAUCUCAACGAGGCCUAUACCUUCUUCCAGCAAUCCCGCCAAUCUGACGAGCAGCCCUGGAACUGGUAUCUCAGCUCCAUCAAAGUACUUUUACAGGAUGAUGAUGGCACUCCGGUGCUUGCCAUUACUAUUGCCCAGAAUAUUGACCCGCUGCAUCACCUGACCAGCCUUCGACCUGAUAUAACCGCACGAAGGAAAACGGUAGUUAUGCGCAUAGUGAUUCAAAGAGUAUCCUCCGCCAGUGUCCUGAUCGAUGGCAGCAUUAAAGGAGCCAUCGGGCAGGGACUGAUGAUCUUACUGGGUAUUGAAACAGAAGAUACUGCUGAAGACAUGGAAUGGCUGAGCCAAAAGAUCGUACAGCUGCGUAUCUUUUCAGAUGAAGCCGGCCAGAUGAACCAUGAUCUUAAAACGGUUGAUGGACAGAUCCUGCUGAUCAGCCAGUUUACCCUUCAUGCCGCCUGUAAAAAAGGCAACCGCCCCUCUUUCAUUAAAGCCGCCAGGCCGGAACAGGCAAUACCGCUCUAUGAGCAGAUGAUUGCCCGGCUCUCCGUUUUGCUCGGCAAACCAAUAGAGACAGGUACCUUUGGCGCUGAUAUGAAGGUAAGCCUCACCAACGACGGACCGGUAACCAUUAUCAUGGAUUCUAAAAACCGGGAAUAG